UGCAGCGAUCCUGCGAACGAGCCAACCAGCGAGCCUGUUCGCUGUAGUUCUUCCUGUCAGUCCUGGCGCGCGCAACACGAGUCUGUUGUUCCCGUGGGGAAAGAGAAGUUUGUUUUUGGAACAAGGUCACGGGGUUCAGAUCACAUCACUUCGCUAUGUUGAUAAGCCCGGAACAGGAGGCCCUGAUUGGCCGGGUGUUUGAAACCUACCUGAGAGAGCAUCAUCAUGGGGACAUUCUCCAGCGUAUUGCAGAUACUAAUGAAGAGACCCAUCACCCUGUUGUUGUUAAUGCCAUGACACUGUUUGAAGCCAAUAUGGAGGUUGGGGACUAUUUCAACGCCUAUCCCAAUGAUGUCCUGGCUAUAUUUGAUAAAGUGUUACACAGAACAGCCGUGGAGCUAUCUGACAGUUCCUCUCCCAAACACUACGGAGGACCAAGAACAAAAGAGCAGAGGAUGAGACACACUAUCCAUGCCCGCAUUACAGGUCUGCCAGUGUGCCCAGAGCUGACCAGAGACACCAUUCCCAGGUCCAGAGAUGUGGGGCACUUUUUGUCUGUCACUGGUACUGUCAUACGGACCAGUGUUACCAAGGUUCUGGAAUAUGAGCGGGAUUACAUGUGCGUAAAGUGUCGGCACGUCUUCACGGCGCAGGCGGAUUUUGACCAGUUUUAUACCUUUGUCCAACCGGUGGCCUGUCCUAAUCCUGAUGGCUGUAACUCCUACAAAUUCAGCUGUCUGUCUGAAUCUGAGCCUGCUGCCUGCAGGGACUACCAGGAGAUCAAGAUUCAAGAGCAAGUGCAGAGGCUGUCAGUGGGCAGUAUUCCUCGUUCUAUGGUGGUGGUUCUGGAGGAUGACCUGGUUGACAGUUGUAAAUCUGGUGAUGAUGUGACUGUCUAUGGGGUGAUGUGCCAACGAUGGAAGCCCUUUUAUGAUGGCGCUCGCUGUGAUGUGGAGCUGGUUCUCAAAGCUAACAACAUAGAAGUGAACAACCAACAGGCUGCUGCUGCCCUGCUCAUGCAGGAUGUUCAGAAAGAAUUCGAAGACUUCUGGAAUAGCUAUAAACAUGAUCCCAUAGCUGGUAGGAACCAGAUCUUGUUAAGCCUCUGCCCACAGGUAUUUGGCAUGUAUGUGAUUAAACUGGCGGUUGCCAUGGUGUUGGCUGGCGGAGUUCAGAGAAUAGAUUCUUCUGGGACCAAGAUCAGAGGUGAGUGUCAUAUGUUGCUGGUUGGUGAUCCUGGCACAGGGAAGUCUCAGUUCCUGAAGUAUGCAGCCAAGAUCAUGCCUCGCUCUGUGCUCACGGCUGGAAUUGGAUCGACAAGUGCAGGACUGACAGUCGCAGCGGUGAAAGAUGGAGGUGAUUGGCAUCUGGAGGCAGGAGCCCUGGUCCUGUCAGAUGGCGGUUUGUGCUGCAUAGAUGAAUUCAACAGCAUCAAGGAACAUGAUCGCAUCAGCAUCCAUGAAGCUAUGGAGCAGCAGUCUAUUAGUGUGGCCAAAGCUGGCAUGGUGUGUAAGCUGAACACUCGAACCACAAUCCUGGCUGCCGCCAACCCUAAAGGCCAGUAUGAUCCCAACGAGCCACUGUCUGUGAACGUAGCGCUUGCCAGCCCUUUGCUGAGUCGUUUUGACCUGGUCCUAGUUCUGCUUGACACCAGAAACUCAGAGUGGGACCGCAUCAUCUCCUCUUUUAUUCUGGAGGACAGAGGACUACCUGCUGAGUCUUCUAGCCUGUGGUCCUUGGAGAAAAUGAAAGCUUAUUUCUGUGUGAUUAAGCGGCUGCAGCCGCAGGUGUCUGAGGAGGCCAACAUCAUCUUGACUCGUUACUACCAGCUGCAGAGACAGAGUGACGGCCGCAACGCUGCCCGCACCACCAUUCGCAUGCUGGAGAGUCUGAGCAGACUGGCUGAAGCCCAUGCCAGGCUCAUGUACAGAGAGACCGUGACCGUGGAGGAUGCUGUUAUGGCGGUCUCUGUCAUGGAGUGCUCAAUGCAGGGUGGUGCUCUGCUGGGAAAUGUAAAUGCAUUGUUUACCUCCUUCCCUGCCGACCCUGGUCAGCAGUAUCGGACUCGGUGUCAGCUACUGCUGGAAGGACUGAACCUGCCGCUGCUCCUUCAGAAGGAGAUGAACAGACUGGCCAGGUUAAAAAGCAACACCUCAGAUGGCUCCCAGUCUGACCCACCAACUUAUAAUUAUCAGCAUCAGCUCCGAGACACAAACUCCAUCAGCAAAACACAACAGCACGACAUCCCCAGUAACUGCAGGGGUGAUGUGACAGCGGAGAGCGGCCUGGACUGGUUCCAUUCCAUCACUCCAUCACUGGUAGAUGGUACCGCCUCGCCUCUACUUACAUCAACACAAGAAAACAUGAAUAGAAAACAGAAGUCCAGUUGGCCGAAAAUGUCGACAUUAACCAAACAGCCGAUCUGUCAGACUGAGAAGGACCUUAGCACUGGCUCAGCAUUAAACCAAGACGUCUUAUCACAUCACUCUGGAGCCAUAAUCUCUGCUUCAGAAGACGAAAACAGAAACUGUACGACAUAUGAAAACAUUAAAGAAAAGAGCUUUAAGAGACAGGAAGAUAACAACCCCCCAGAGUCUUUGGGGUAUGUGUUACAGAAAGUCUCAAAGCAUGUGAGAGAUAGAAGACUCUGGGAGGUGGAGCUGAGUCAUCAGCAGUGUGACCGAGAGGGAGGGGAAGGACAAGGUGAGAUAGUGGUGUCCGGAGAUAGUGCAAGUAAAAAUCAUAUGACUUCAGAAUGCCACGCUAGCAGCACGCUGUCAUCAGGCAAGAACUGCCCCUCAAAUGACCGAGUCCAGGAUAACUUGUCCUCUGGUAAAAAAAGUAGAUGUGAAAAGGAAGACAGGAGGGGCCAGGCCGGGACUAAGAACAUUAGUACUGUGCUAAGGGAAAAGAUGAAUGCUGAAGGUGAAGCAGAUAAAGAAGUCCAUGCAAAGUUGUCGGGCUUUAUAUUCAAACCAAGGAAGAUGAUACCUUCAGUCCACAAGCACAACCUCAGGGCCAUCUCAGGUGUCAUGGCAGAAUGUCACCCAGGCAGCAGAGACCCUCACCUGCCCACAAAAAGCAAGAUAGUUGGUCAUAAUGACUCAAGUGAAGACCCACUUACAGACCCAGAGAAGAAAAGAAGAAAGAAAAGACAGUACCAAAGUCUUUCUGAAGGUGGUGGCAGGAGAAAUCUGAGCUGUGUGGGUGAGGUGGGUGAGAGAAGGUCUGAAGCCAGUAUUUUGUCAGAAGAACUGAAUAGGGAUGUUUUUUCUUUUGGCGAAUUGGCAGAAGUAACAACUGCAGAUAGACGAAAGGGGAAUGACGAUACAGGAAAUCUGUGGCCGCACCAAAGAACCAACACUGGUGAUGAGAGUAAAGCAGACAGCUUUAAGUGCACGCCUCCAGGAAAACCAAGCACUUGCAUUGGUGAUCCAGCACUAUCCAAAUCAGGUUGCACCAAGUCAUUUGUGGCCUCCUCAACUCUGGCUAAACUGUCAAGAUUCACGUUCACCUGCACGACUGAACCUGCGACCACAGUGCAAACGAAAGUGGGGGGGGGGGGCCCACUUAAAACAGGUGCUGCAUGCGUCAAAGACAGGGAAACAAUAAAACACAGUCCCUCAGGAAAGAACACCAAAACUGUAGUCACCAUGGGCAAAGUAAAGGACAUAAUACACCCCCCAGCCACAGAGCUCACACCAGCACAGGGACAUGAACAAGGGACAGAGUCAGCAGCUAAAACAAAGCAGACUGUGCCUACUAAUGCUGGAAACCAUAGCAAACAUGUAACCAUGGUGAACGAUGGUGCUAUUCAUCUGAAGAAGAGGAAGUGCUUUGAGCUGGGCCCUCCACCAAGUAGUGUUGGUGGUUCCAAGGAUCUGUUCUCAGGACUGUCUCUGUUUAGCUCUGUCGAAUUAAGUAAUGAUGUUUUUGACACUGACUGGGACCAAGAGGUUUCAAAGAAAGCCAAAACCUGAAAUCACAGGCUGCUGUCACACUGGAUAAAGAAAUAUACCACAAUAAUGUACUUGACAGCACAUGUUGGUGUAGGGAAGAUCAAUUCAAUGCUUUGCCUGAGGUAUGAUUUAGUUACCUUUUAUAGCCUAAAAAUAAAUGUUAAAUUGUUGGAAAAGUUCAGGUUCUUGGAAUUGCAUUUUUUUUACAGCAGGCAAACACUAAUAAAUGAUGUGCAUCUUCA
Micropterus salmoides (largemouth bass) is the source of this 4201-nucleotide messenger RNA. RefSeq names its product minichromosome maintenance 9 homologous recombination repair factor (gene mcm9). Gene Ontology annotation, cellular component: nucleus; MCM complex. The record is from RefSeq and is a predicted model, not a curated record. The transcript is spliced from 15 exons. Bases 156 to 3980 code for a protein of 1274 amino acids. Gene Ontology annotation, biological process: double-strand break repair via homologous recombination. NCBI's taxonomy places the organism in Eukaryota, Metazoa, Chordata, Actinopteri, Centrarchiformes, Centrarchidae. Gene Ontology annotation, molecular function: single-stranded DNA binding; single-stranded DNA helicase activity; ATP binding.